GUUAAUGUGCAUGCGACAUUCUCGCAAACGGUGAGAUUACAUGGUCGAUUGAUCCCACAUCGCGUCGGACACCAUGCAGCAAUUCCCGUAUCCUCGGAAGAGCUCCACGGCACACGUCUACGCGACCAACACACGCCCCUCGACCGACCACAACCGCCGCCGUCUGCUGAAGCGCUAUGCGCCUCCGUGCCUCGCUGUCCUGGCCAUCCUCUGGCUGCUCACACGUCUGUUUCCCGGAGCUCCGCCCUCGACGUAUGUUCCGCCUGGCACGCCGCCCGUCGUCGUAGUCACCACCCUCGAUCCCAAACUGCCCGAGUCGCACCGCGAAGCGAUCAAGGAGAACCGCCGCGCCUACGCCCAGCGACAUGGCUACGCUACAUUCUUCGCCAACACCACCGACUACGAUCUGAUGGAUAAGACGCCGCAGUCCUGGGCCACCAUUCCUGCCCUCCGUCACGCCAUGACCACUCAUCCGCACACCCCAUGGCUUUGGUAUCUCUCCUCCGAAUCGCUCAUCAUGGUUCCCGAUCGAUCACUUUUCACCGCGGUCCUCAACCCCGCCACUCUCGAGCCCCUCUUGAUCAAAGAUCAGCCCGUCGUGCCCCCAGACAGCGUCAUUCGUACCUUCUCACACCUCGCGCCCGACGCCAUCAGCCUCAUCAUAUCUCAGGAUGCCGAAGGACUUGCCAGCGGAUCCAUGCUCAUUAGGACGGGAGAAUGGGCGAAGUUCUUCUUGGAUGCUUGGUUCGAUCCUCUCUAUCGCAGUUACAACUUUCAGAAAGCAGAGGGACAUGCAUUGGAGCACCUCGUCCAAUGGCAUGGGACUAUUCUCGCCAAACUCGGGCUAGUACCGCAGAGGGUGAUGAACAGCUACACCAAAGAGGCCAAGGAGGGACGGGAACAAGGACUAUACCAAGAAGGCGACUUGGUCGCCAACUUUCAUGGCUGUCAAAGAGACCAUCAGAGGAGCUGUCAAGAAGAAAUGGCCCCACUCAUCUCGAGACAGAGAGAACUCAGAGAGCUAGAGAGUGGGCGGUAACAUCAUCUGUCGAGAGACUCAGGUAUCCGAUGUGAUGUAAUUGCCCGCCUCUGAUUACCUAUAUGAGAGUUUGCGGCAAGACGAUAUCUUACAGGACCUGCUUGCUGCGGCACUUCACACGAUUCCAAGAAGGAGGUGGUCGAAUUGCCAAGACAUGAACAAGCAGGUCGCUUCGGCGUCUUCACCACUCAGCAACAACAGACGAGCGCAUGGGCUAGUCAUUCCGCAACUAGCUAAGCCCCACUACCACCAACUGCACAUUUUGUGCUAGGCAAGCCGAAGAAAAACCGUCAUCUUGUUUCGUUCGUGAAUCACGAGGUCUAGUUGGGGCCCCUCUCAAAUAUGAUCAUGAUUCUCAGGGAAUUUCUCUGCAGCAAUGCGCGCCAUCAUCCAUGCCAUCCGUUUGGGGAAUAGUUGUGCCCUAGGAUAAUAUGGGCUGGGUCGGAAUUUCGUAAAGUUCCACACCCCGCUCCACCGGAAAAUCCAAUAUACUACUCAGGAAGAUGAGAGGGCCAAGAGAGCAGUGUAGAAAUAUAUCACGAAUCGUCCGGACUGUCCUCGUGGUAGAAUUUUCUCAGCAGUGUUUCGGCCUCCUUAAAGUCCUUCUCCGCCUGCUUAAUCGACUUCUCACAGCUCUUCAAGCUUACUUCAUCAUCUUCCACGUCUUUGUUGCCAGUUUCAUCCUUUCUUGCACCAAAAUGUUGGAUCUUUUCGCAGGAGUCCUUGACUUUCGUGAGGCCCAGAGUCGCCGAGGAUCCCUUGAGAAAGUGUCCCAGCGCGGAGAGCUGUCCAAGAUCCUUGUCCUCGAGGCUUUUGUACAUGUUCUUAAACGUUUGGCCCGCUUGAUCGAAGAAAUCGUAGACUAUCGAUUUGCUGAACUCGCGCUCCUCCUCGUCGUCGUCCAUUUCGAGAAUCUGCUCAAAGGUGGCUUGGUCGAUCAAGUCGCCAAAGUCAUCGAUCGAGAUAAUCUCGUCCGUCUUCGGAUCCACGGCAGGCAUGGCGGGCAGCUGCUGCUGAAAACAGCGGUAAUGGGGGGUGGGGGCGGUGGUGAUGGUGGUUGAGAUGGUAGGAAAGGACGGCUAGGGUCGAUGGGCGGGUAGUGGGGUCGGAGGAUGCACUCCGGCUCUUGUCUGUCGGCGCAAAUGAGGUCGCCGGGCGGCCGAGAAACAGCGGAACAAGCGGU
Sphaerulina musiva SO2202 is the source of this 2222-nucleotide messenger RNA. RefSeq names its product glycosyltransferase family 34 protein. The transcript has 5 exons. The record is from RefSeq and is a predicted model, not a curated record. The coding region runs from base 74 to 1039 and encodes 321 amino acids. Lineage: Eukaryota; Fungi; Ascomycota; Dothideomycetes; Mycosphaerellales; Mycosphaerellaceae. Gene Ontology annotation, cellular component: Golgi membrane; mannan polymerase complex. Gene Ontology annotation, molecular function: alpha-1,6-mannosyltransferase activity. Gene Ontology annotation, biological process: protein N-linked glycosylation.